Molecule: messenger RNA, 8784 nt
Organism: Oncorhynchus kisutch (coho salmon)
Lineage: Eukaryota; Metazoa; Chordata; Actinopteri; Salmoniformes; Salmonidae
Product: disco-interacting protein 2 homolog C
Exons: 39
Coding region: 323-5221 (1632 amino acids)
Source: RefSeq, a predicted model, not a curated record
UGUGACAGCACAUAGUGAGAGCACGCAGUACUAGAAACUGGAGGCAACGUUGGUUGAGUAUCCCUCAGUUGCACUUUCAGACAUUGGAAUUACAGCAGCAGUACCUUUUCUUAAUAGAGGGACAACCAACCAUGGCGGGACUUGAAUAAAGACGCGAGCCGAGCGAUAUUCGCCCAAACACUUUCCGCAUUUCUAUUUCAUACUCAAGUCGCUCCUCUUUUGCCCAAUGCAUCGGCGCUCUGUGGAGAAGGGACAGUGUUGAAACACUUUACUGGACUCAGUGAGGAGAAGAGAAGAGAAAGCCAAGUAAUUUUAAAGCAGAAUGGCGGACCGUGAUACGUUACCCCUUCCUUUGGAGGUGCGAACCAGACUUGCAGAGCUGGAACUGGAGUUAUCAGAGGGUGACAUCACACAGAAAGGCUAUGAAAAGAAGAGGUCCAAAUUAAUUGGGGCCUUCCUCCCUCAGGCACCAGGUAAAGGGAUGGACCCUUCUGUGCCUCACGAGAGGAGAACCCCCGUCACUCCUGGCUCCUCCUCUCGCUACCACCGCCGCCGCUCCUCUGGCUCCCGGGACGAACGCUACAGAUCAGAUGUCCACACAGAGGCUGUGCAGGCGGCUCUGGCCAAACAGAAGGAGCGUGGUAAGAUGGCAGUACCCAUGCCCUCCAAGCGCCGCUCCCUGGUCGUGCAGUCCUCCAUGGAUGCCUACACUCCCCCAGGUGAGGAACAUAUAGGACUCCAAGACACGUCGUCGGGUUCGGAGGGCGAGGGCUCCAUGCAGGGUGAAGGCACACCAACCUCCAGCCAGAGCAGCAUCAACAUGGAGAACUGGAUCAGCCGAGCCAUCCACGGCUCCACCACCUCCUCCACCACCUCCUCCUCUUCCACUCAGAGUGGAGGGAGCGGGGCAGCCAGCCGGCUAGCAGACGUCAUGGGCCAGACGCACCUCGGGCCCAUUGCUCACCUCUCUCUGAAGAGGAAAACUAGGAAGGUCCUGGGUCCUCCGGCCCCAGUCACAGUAGAGAAUGGGAACACAGGUCCAGGUCCUGUGGUGCGCCGGUCUUGUGAGUUUGGAUCAGGUGGAUCAGAGCUCGUCUGGCAACAGCCCCCUCUGGAGAAGCAGGAGAACCACUCUGCCCCUCCAGAUGUCACCAGCUACACCACAGACUCCAUACAGGUGGAGAGACCCCAGGGCUCCACCACAACAUCCAGGUCCACGCCCAAAUAUGGCAAUGCAGAACUCAUGGAGACCGGAGAUGGCGUUCCAGUAGGUGGCCGAGUGUCAGCCAAGAUCCAACAGCUAGUCAACACGUUGAAGAGACCCAAACGACCUCCCUUAAGAGAAUUCUUCGUUGACGACUUCGAAGAACUCCUAGAGGUCCAACAGCCAGACCCCAACCAGCCCAAAGCAGAGGGUGCUCAGAUGCUGGCAAUGAGGGGGGAGCAGCUAGGGGUGGUCACUAACUGGCCCCUGUCACUGGAGGCUGCCCUGCAGAGGUGGGGCACCAUCUCUCCCAAAGCGCCAUGCCUCACCACUAUGGACACCAACGGAAAACCACUGUACAUUUUAACCUACGGAAAACUCUGGACGCGGAGUAUAAAGGUGGCCUAUAACAUCCUCCACAAGCUGGGGAGCAAGCAGGAACCCAUGCUCAGACCUGGAGACCGGGUGGCUCUGGUCUUUCCCAACAACGACCCGGCUGCCUUCAUGGUUGCCUUUUAUGGCUGCCUCCUGGCGGAGGUUGUCCCUGUGCCAAUCGAAGUGCCACUUACGAGAAAAGAUGCAGGGAGCCAGCAGAUAGGCUUUCUGCUGGGGAGCUGUGGGGUGACUGUUGCCUUGACGAGCGACGCCUGCCAUAAAGGCCUUCCUAAGAGUCCCACGGGGGAAAUUCCACAGUUCAAAGGCUGGCCAAAGCUGCUGUGGUUUGUGACUGAAUCCAGGCACUUAUCCAAACCCCCCAGAGACUGGUUCCCACAUAUCAAGGAUGCGAAUAACGAGACAGCCUAUAUUGAGUAUAAGACGUGUAAAGAUGGCAGUGUGCUGGGAGUGACGGUGAUGAGGAUCGCUCUGCUGACUCACUGUCAGGCCCUCACCCAAUCCUGUGGAUACACAGAAGCUGAGACCAUAGUGAAUGUAUUAGACUUUAAGAAGGACGUGGGGCUGUGGCAUGGCAUUCUCACUAGUGUGAUGAACAUGAUGCAUGUUAUCAGUAUACCCUACUCACUGAUGAAGGUCAACCCACUGUCCUGGAUCCAGAAGGUGUGCCAAUACAAAGCGAAGGUGGCGUGUGUGAAGUCCCGAGACAUGCACUGGGCCUUGGUGGCACACAGGGAUCAGAGGGACAUCAACCUGAGCUCACUACGCAUGCUGGUGGUGGCCGAUGGAGCCAACCCCUGGUCCGUCUCGUCGUGUGAUGCAUUCCUCAAUGUCUUCCAGAGUAAGGGGCUGAAGCCGGAGGUUAUCUGUCCCUGUGCCAGCUCCCCAGAGGCCCUCACUGUAGCCAUCAGGAGGCCGACAGACGACAGUAACCAGCCCCCGGGGAGAGGAGUACUGUCCAUGCAGGGUCUGAGUCACGGGGUCAUCCGGGUGGACUCUGAGGAGAAGCUGUCUGUUCUCACCUUGCAGGAUGUCGGCACUGUCAUGCCAGGAGCUCUCAUGUGUGUAGUGAAACCAGAUGGGGUUCCGCAGUUAUGCAAAACAGAUGAGAUCGGGGAGCUGUGUGUGGGUUCUAUUGCCACGGGGACGUCGUACUACGGUCUCUCAGGCAUGACCAAGAACACCUUUGAGGUGUUCCCCAUGAACAGUGUUGGGGCUCUCAUCAGUGAGUACCCCUUCACCAGGACAGGCUUGCUGGGCUUCGUGGGUCCUGGGGGACUGUGCUUCAUCGCUGGCAAGAUGGACGGCCUCAUGGUGGUGGGGGGAAGGAGGCACAACGCUGACGACAUCGUGGCUACAGCCCUGGCUGUGGAGCCCAUGAAGUUUGUCUACAGGGGGAGGAUAGCAGUGUUCUCCAUCUCUGUGUUACAUGAUGAGAGGAUCGUGGUGGUGGCAGAGCAGAGACCUGACUCUACAGAGGAGGACAGCUUUCAGUGGAUGAGCAGAGUGCUGCAGGCCAUCGAUGGGAUCCACCAGGUGGGGGUGUAUUGCCUGGCCCUGGUCCCCUCCAACACGCUUCCUAAAACCCCUCUGGGGGGAAUCCACCUGUCAGAGAGCAAGCAGCUGUUCCUGGAGGGCUCCCUGCACCCCUGCAACGUCCUCAUGUGUCCCCAUACCUGUGUCACCAAUCUGCCCAAGCCCCGGCAGAAACAACCGGAGAUCGGGCCUGCCUCUGUGAUGGUGGGGAACCUGGUGUCGGGGAAGAGGAUUGCCCAGGCUAGCGGCAGGGACCUGGGCCAGAUGGAAGACAAUGAUCAGGCAAGGAAGUUCCUCUUCCUCUCUGAAGUGUUACAAUGGAGGGCCCAGACCACUCCGGACCAUGUGCUUUACACACUUCUCAACUGCAGGGGGACGAUAGCCAGCUCUCUGACAUGUGUCCAAUUGCAUAAGAGAGCAGAGAAGAUUGCCACCAUGCUGGCGGAGCGAGGACACCUGCAGGACGGGGAUCACGUUGCGCUCGUCUACCCCCCUGGGAUUGACCUGAUCGCAGCGUUCUACGGGUGCCUGUAUGCGGGCUGCGUGCCAAUCACUGUGCGACCUCCGCACCCCCAGAACAUAGCCACCACUCUGCCCACAGUGAAGAUGAUCGUGGAGGUGAGCCGCUCGGCGUGUAUGAUGACCACAGCGGUGAUCUGUAAACUGCUGAGGUCGAAGGAGGCCUCAGCAGCAGUGGACGUCAGGUCCUGGCCUCCUGUCCUGGACACAGACGAUCUGCCAAAGAAGAAACCUCCAUUGUUGUACAAGCCCUCCAACCCAGACACACUGGCCUACCUGGACUUCAGUGUGUCCACCACAGGGAUGCUAGCAGGAGUGAAGAUGUCUCAUACUGCCACCAGUGCCUUCUGCCGUUCUAUCAAGCUGCAGUGUGAGCUGUACCCCUCUCGUGAGGUGGCUAUCUGUCUGGACCCCUACUGUGGCCUGGGCUUCGUCCUCUGGUGCCUUUGCAGUGUGUACUCCGGCCACCAGUCGAUCCUGAUCCCGCCUUCGGAGUUGGAGGUGAACCCUGCUCUGUGGCUGCUAGCUGUCAGUCAGUACAAGGUCAGGGACACCUUCUGCUCCUACAGCGUCAUGGAGCUUUGCACCAAGGGCCUGGGCCUGCAGACCGAAUCCCUCAAGUCUCGGGGCCUGGACCUGUCGCGGGUCAGGACGUGUGUGGUGGUGGCGGAGGAGAGACCCAGGAUAGCUCUGACUCAGUCCUUCUCCAAGCUCUUCAAAGACCUGGGCCUCCACCCCCGAGCAGUCAGCACCUCGUUCGGCUGCAGAGUCAACCUGGCCGUCUGUCUGCAGCCUCACAGGCUGGGGAAGCUUGCUGACCAGGGAACUUCAGGACCAGACCCAACCACUGUGUAUGUGGACAUGAGAGCGCUGAGGCACGACAGGGUUCGUCUGGUAGAGAGAGGUUCUCCACACAGUUUACCACUCAUGGAAUCUGGAAAAAUUCUACCUGGGGUUCGAAUUAUCAUCGCUAACCCGGAGACCAAGGGACCGCUGGGAGACUCGCAUCUUGGAGAGAUCUGGGUGUGCAGUGGACACAAUGCCAGCGGCUACUUCACAGUGUAUGGAGACGAGGCCCUGCAGUCAGACCACUUUACCUCCCGUCUGAGCUUUGGAGACACACAGACAAUCUGGGCCCGCACCGGAUACCUGGGCUUCCUCAGGAGGACCGAACUGACUGAUGCCAGCGGGGAGCGACACGAUGCCCUGUACGUGGUGGGAGCGUUGGAUGAGGCCAUGGAGCUGAGGGGAAUGAGGUACCACCCCAUCGACAUCGAGACCUCCGUUAUCAGGACGCAUAAGAGCAUCACAGAAUGUGCGGUGUUCACGUGGACCAACCUCCUGGUGGUGGUGGUGGAGCUGGAUGGGUCGGAGCAGGAGGCCCUGGACCUGGUGCCCCUGGUGACCAACGUGGUUCUGGAGGAACACUACCUGAUCGUGGGGGUGGUGGUGGUGGUGGACAUCGGGGUCAUCCCCAUCAACUCCCGGGGGGAGAAGCAGAGGAUGCACCUCCGGGACGGCUUCCUGGCCGACCAGCUGGACCCCAUCUACGUGGCCUAUAACAUGUAGCCUGGCAGCUGGAGACCUACUAGACCAUAGACAAGGCCUUGAACCGACGGGCCGAGCUUUAUGUACAUACUGCAAUGCAACAGGACCUCUGGUCUCUGAGAAGGGGGAGAGGACUCGAGUCCUGGACUCAGGCGCUCGCCUAGUUUGUGGGACGUUGUCGCUAGUUCAAAACAAAAACGCCUAGAAUUGUCAGGAACAGGAGACUGGUUAGUGUAGUGAAAGAUUGGAAUGGAAGGAGCUCUGUGUGUCGAUGAUGGGAGAGUGCCAGUCUAGUUUAUUAGAUUUGAGCUUUUUUGGUUCAUUGCUUUAAGUGUGUAUAUAUUUUCAUGUUACGUAUUGCUGAAGUCGCUCGCUUUUUUUAUCUGCCCUCUAAGAGGUUAGGGUAUUUUUUAAGAAUAUUUACAAGCUGUGGCAAAUGGUAUUUUAUGUUGACCUUUUUUUAUAUCAGUCAUUACAAAUAUAGAUAUGUUUUGAUACAGGACAUAUCCAUUUUGUGCUUGAACUUUACAAUAUGAGGUACAAUAUAUUGUUUUUGUUUUUUUGUUGUUACAAUUACGUUUUUAGUUCUGUGCUAACAUUUUAUUUUUCUGUGACAACUGUCCCAACUACAAGGGAAACCAGUGAGAAACCAGUGUGAUUAUUUCAACUACAGCAGCCUUUUACUCAGUUGUCAUGUUCAAUAUAACAUUUCAUUUUUCUGUGACAACUGUCCCAACUACAAGGGAAACCAGUGAGAAACCAGUGUGAUUAUUUCAACUACAGCAGCCUUUUACUCAGUUGUCAUGUUCAAUAUAACAUUUUAUUUUUCUGUGACAACUGUCCCAACUACAAGGGAAACCAGUGAGAAACCAGUGUGAUUAUUUCAACUACAGCAGCCUUUUACUCAGUUGUCAUGUUCAAUAUAACAUUUUAUUUUUCUGUGACAACUGUCCCAACUACAAGGGAAACCAGUGAGAAACCAGUGUGAUUAUUUCAACUACAGCAGCCUUUUACUCAGUUGUCAUGUUCAAUAUCAUUAUACUUCAAUUGAAGGAAAACACUAUGUUAUUUCAUAUCAUGUAAGUAUGUACAAAAACUGAUUUUAAUUUAUUUUGUUCACUUUAGAAGUAUAUGAGAGAGGACAUUCAAGAAUGUUUUAAUCUUGAAUAUUUGCUAAUAUAAAAACAAAGCAUUGUAUUAUCUUGAGUGAAUACUAGUAUCACAUCAAGUAUAUCAAAUAUAGAUCUAUAUUAAUUAAAAAGACCUAGGAUUCACCAAGGAAAAUGUGUGCAGUUAUUGAGAGGACAGUCUGAAUCCUUAUAGUCAUCCCCUUUAUGUCCUUCAAACAAUGCAACAUCUUCAGCUCUCAGACAUCAUGCAAGUUGAGAAGUACUGCAUUUCAAAGACAAAGAACAGCUCUGAAAAGAUCAAAAGCACUUUUUGAGAAAUGUCUGUGAGAAGGAUGAUGGUACAAACGCCUCCGGCGGGAGUGAUGAUGAGUAUGUCUUUGUGCUGGCUUGUCAAACACUUGUUUCUGAAACAACAGGUUGGAGAGCUUCACCAGAAUUUAAUAAAAUGUUUAGUCCUUAAUAUUUUUACAUUGAGAGACCAAUCAGGGCUCCUAUGUUGAUGUCAGAGGGGAAAAAGUACAAGACAACACUUUUACGGAAACCCUUUAGAGGAAUAAAUCUUGAGGCAACUAUCAUAAGGUGGAAGAGCAGUUUUGGGGAGAGUGAAACCUUAAACCUUAGUGAAACCAUACAUGAUUUGACGGUAAAGUUCAUGGCUAAGAAUGUUUUAGUUCAACACAUUAGAAUCUUUAAAAGCACUUUCUAGUAUCUACACAGCAUUCUUUUUAUUGGCAAGAAUGAUCCUGAUUUUUUUUUUUUAUAUAUAAAAAAAUGUCUGAACUGAGUUGGCAUAAGUCUUUCAAUUAAAUAAAUAUUUCAAUGAUUUUGACUAUAAAAUGUUUGUUUAUUGCAGCAGUACACAGUGUUUAAAUUUUAGCAGAGCCAUUAGGGUUAAGUGCCCUGCUAAAGGGCACAUUGACAGAUGUUAACUGGUCGGCUGGGGAUUCAAACCAGCGACCUUUUGGUUAUGGGCCCAACGCUCUUAACUGCUAGGCUACCUACCUGUUGUUUCAGAGGUUGCAUCUCAAUGUAAUUCUAUCAUAUGUCCAAGCAUAUUUGAUAUGUUACAUAUGAGAUUUGGGGUUUUGUUAAUUUUGUUCAUACACACAUUACAUGGCAAGUUUUCCAUAUCUUCUAUGGUAGUGUAAUGUAUAAUGAAUCAAAGCCAUCAAUCAGUUUGCUCUAUUACGACUUUAAAAAGAUAUUUAACCAAGAAUGAUUGAUGCGAGAUAACAAAUACUGAGUCAGCCAGCCUCAACAGCGCAGUCUGUGCACAUCUGAACUAUUUAAUGUUUUGCCACUUAUUUUAUUUUGAAAGGCUUAUCUCAACAGAGGCAAUGCAUUCUACUCACAAACAUUACAGUGAACCGUUUCUAGAGAUUUACAAAGUAACAGAUGACUGUGUGCUAAGCUCAUAGCCCUCGGUUGAGACACGUUUAAACUGUUUCAUAGCUGUUCAUUGAAAAAUGAUAAUUGUCCCAUCCUAUACUUGUCGCAGUGCUGUAAAUCUACUUGUUGCAAAUUCAUCUGGUACACUGCUGAUAUUUGGUGGCUUUCAUUAAAGAGGUAUAGAUCUGAGCCAUUCCUAUUGUGAAAAGGUUUACACAGGUCUACCCAUAUGAAAAUCUAAUCUGAAGAUAUGUAUUACGGUUUUCAAAAUGUAUUACAAAAUCCAUCAACUAUGGCAACUUUCAUACAUGCAUAUAUUUGUUUGCGUGUAGUGAAAUAUGUAAGGGAUAAUCGAGGGGCUAUGCGUUAUGGAAAAUAGUGAACGAUGAGCACAAUGUGCUAGCGGCGUUGCAUUAUUUUCCAGAGAAUGCAGAGCCUCAUGUUGAUUAGCCCUUUUUAUACCGCUGCAAAAAUGUGUUCAUUUGCAGGUACAAAUGUUUCAACAUCCACUGAAGUAGCUAGCAAGUUAGUAGUAACCAAACAAACAUACUUGCUUGUUAGCUAACAAACCAUCAGUCCUAGCUUGCUGUUAUGAAAAUCAAUUUAACAAUGGGAAAUGUUUUAAAUUCAACUUUUGCUUUUAAAAGCAGAUCAAACAUAGAACAUGUAAUGAACUACAGCCAUUGAAUAAUACCAUGCAUAAUAGGGAAAUAAUGCACGCUCUAGAAUGCCCUUCAAGCCAAUCAGAAACAAGUAUUCAACAAUGUCAUGGUAUAAGUUACAAGAAUGACUAUUUCAGUGUUUGCACAUUGGAGCAUUUAAUGGAAGUAGCACAAUAGUCUUUCUAAUUCAUGUAGUAUAUUUUGACAGAUUUAAAUGGGCUCCUUAUAUUUGGGAUUUUGACAUCUUUUUGUAAUGAAGUCCUAAUUUUGGGAAUAGGUUUACAUGUUUGCUUUUAGUGGUUAUUCAGUUAAUUUAUUUCCAGAAGAAAGUCUUAGGCCUACUGUAUCUACAUGUUUGGGAACAUUAUCUUCAAAUAAAACUUUUUUCGGUAUGAAGAAAACC